GCAGGCAAGCUUUUGCAUUUUAGAAACAGUCUUCAUUGACAAUUCAUAACGUCAAUACGUAUAGCUCGAGCUGUUUGUCGGCUUUAAAACUUGGCGGAUAGAAGUUGAAACUUGACUUCACACACAAUUUGCAAGUGCUGGAAAUACUUUAGUGUGGUAUAAACGGAAUUUUUCCAUUUAACGGUGAAUAAAAUUCCUUCAAGCUGCUGCAAAACACUGUUAAAAGUAAUAAUUCAAAAACUGGUGCUGUUACUAAUACGCCGCCAUCACCAUUACAGAAAAACGCAAAGUCGCGCUCAAACCGACGAAAAAGACGUCGCAACAAACAUCAUCAACAAAAUUCUGUGGAACCGAAUUGCGUUCAACAGCCGAAAGAGCAGAUAGUACUAGCUAACAAAAUGCCAGCCCGUUUUGCAGAGGACGUCAUUGCUGACGACACUGAGCGUGGUGUUCCAUUGAAUUUAGGUGGACGCUAUAAUCACCAUUCGGUAUUGAGUGACGAUAUCGUUAUAACUGGUUUUUCUGGCAGACUACCCGAGAGCUCGAGUAUUGAUGAGUUUAAACGAAAUCUCUAUGAUGGUGUGGAUUUAGUCAAUGAUGAUCCAAGACGUUGGGAAAGAGGUCUCUAUGGUUUACCUGAAAGACUGGGAAAAAUUAAAGCCGAUGAUUUAGAAGUUUUUGAUCAACAGUUCUUUAGCGUUUCUGCAAAACAAGCAGAAUGUAUGGAUCCUCAAAUGCGUAUGUUGUUGGAGUCGACUUACGAGGCUAUUAUAGAUGCAGGUCUUAAUCCAUCUGAUUUGCGUGGCUCACGCACCGGUGUGUACAUUGGUGUGUCUAACUCAGAAACCGAGAACCACUGGACUGAAAAUGCAGAUCGUGUAAAUGGUUAUGGUUUAACCGGUUGUGCACGUGCUAUGUUUGCGAAUCGUAUUUCCUAUACAUUCGAUUUGAAAGGACCAAGUUUUGCCGUUGAUACCGCCUGCUCCAGUUCCUUGUAUGCUCUAUCUCAGGCCUUUUCGGAUAUGCGUGCUGGCAGAUGUGACGCAGCAUUUGUGUGCGGUUCUAAUUUAAUUUUAAAACCAGAGAUGUCCUUGCAGUUCAGACGUUUGAACAUGUUAAGUGACAGUGGUAUGUGCAAGGCUUUUGACGAGACUGGUGCUGGUUAUGUGCGUUCCGAUGGUGUAGUUGUGUUACUUUUGCAACGCGUCUCAGCGGCCAAGAGAGUUUACGCUUCAAUUUUGAAUGCUCGCACAAAUACCGAUGGUUUCAAGGAAAACGGUAUUACUUAUCCUGAUGGACGUAUGCAGAAUCGUUUGAUUCGUGAAACCUAUGAAGAAAUCAAUUUGGACCCUAACGAAGUUGUGUACGUUGAAGCUCAUGGUACUGGUACUAAGGUCGGAGAUCCACAGGAAGUCAACUCGAUCACAGAUUUCUUUUGUAAAGAUCGCAAAACUCCCUUGUUGAUUGGUUCUGUCAAAUCAAAUAUGGGACAUUCAGAACCCGCAUCUGGUGUAUGCUCUAUUGCCAAAAUCUUAAUUGCAAUGGAAGAAGGUGUAAUUCCUGCUAACUUACAUUACACCAAACCAAAUCCUGAUUUGUAUGGAUUGAUGGACGGUCGCUUACAGGUAGUCGACAAAAAUCUGCCUUGGAACGGUGGUAUUAUUGGUCUUAACUCCUUCGGUUUUGGCGGAGCUAAUGCUCAUAUUAUUCUAAAAUCGAAUCCAAAGCCAAAAACUAUUACUCCCCGUGACGGCCCACCUAAACUAGUUAUCGCUUCUGGUCGUACAUCAGAUGCCGUACAAGAUCUGCUCGAAGACGCAGCCACACACCGUGACGACGAUGAAUAUUUGGCUUUAAUCAAUGGAAUUCAUACCAAAAACAUACCCCUCCACUAUUACCGUGGUUACGACGUUUUGACAUCUAAGGGAUCCGUGCAACGUGAGGUGGUGGAAUUUUCGGAAGAAAACCGCCCCAUUUGGUUUGUUUACUCUGGUAUGGGCAGUCAAUGGGCUAGUAUGGCUAAAGAUCUCCUGCAAUUCGAUGUAUUUAACAAGUCUAUUCAUCGUUGUGCCGAAAUUUUGCGUCCUGAAGGCAUUGAUUUACUAGAAAUCUUAACCCGUUCCACUGACGACAAAUUCACCGACAUUGUUAACUCCUUCGUUUCCAUUACGACCACUCAAGUCGCUCUAACUGACUUGUUGUCGUCACUUGGUAUCCACCCAGAUGGUAUUCUUGGUCAUUCCGUUGGUGAGUUAGGUUGUGCUUACGCAGAUGGUGGUUUGACAGCAGAUCAAGCAGUUUUGGCCACAUACUGGCGAGGUCGUGCCAUUAAGGAAUCAAACUUGCCCAAGGGUAAAAUGGCUGCUGUCGGUUUAUCAUGGGAUGAUGCUCAUAAGCUUGUGCCUACUGAUUGUUAUCCAGUUUGCCACAAUAACCAAGAUAACUGUACAAUUGCUGGACCCGGUGAAUCGAUUGAUGCACUAGUAGCGAAGUUAAAUGGCGAAGGUGUAUUCGCAAAGGCUGUCAGCUCAUCGGGCUUCGCAUUCCAUAGUAAAUACAUUGCCGGUGCAGCACCAAAGCUGAGACAAAUGUUGGAGAAAAUUAUUCCUACCGCCAAAAAUCGUUCAUCUCGUUGGAUAAGCAGCAGUAUUCCGGAGAGUGCUUGGAAUACUCCAGUUGCGAAGCAGUCGUCAGCAGCUUAUCAUGUAAACAAUAUGCUAUCACCUGUACUCUUCUACGAGGCAUUGCAGCACAUUCCAACAAAUGCAAUUUGCAUUGAAAUUGCUCCUCAUGGUUUAUUACAAGCCAUUCUGAAGCGCGCACUUGGACGCGACGUUUUAAAUGUAAGCUUAGUAAAGCGCGGACAUCCAAACAACGCUGAAUUCCUUUUGGCUAAUAUUGGAAAAUUAUACGCAGCUGGAGCCCAGCCACAGGUACAGAGCUUAGUACGUCCAAUUUCAUAUCCUGUGGGACGUGGAACUCCCAUGUUGAAUUCCAAAAUUGGCUGGGACCACUCUCAGAGAUGGUUGGUGCCAAAAUAUGGUGCUGCUAAAUCUUCAGGCGACACAGUUAUUGAUAUUGAUUUGUCAAGUGAUGAUGAUGCAUUUGUUAUUGGCCAUACGAUUGAUGGACGUAUAUUGUUCCCCGCCACUGGCUACAUGACUCUAGCAUGGAUGACAUUCGCAAAAAUGCGUGGCGUUGACUUUAAUAAGGCGGCUGUAGUUAUGGAGGACUUGAUAUUCCAUCGUGCGACAAUUCUAAACAAAGAGAAUGUUACUAAAUUUGGUAUUAACUUCUUCGAUGGUACCGGAGCUUUUGAGAUUUGCGAAGGUGGAAGCUUGGCGAUGUCUGGAAAAAUUAAGAUCGUGGAUAAUAUCACACAAGAGGAAUUGCCCUUGGAACCCCUCCAACCCGACACUGUUGGCCGCGAACUAGUUGCAAAUGAUGUGUACAAGGAAUUGCGCUUGCGUGGCUACGAUUACGGUGGAAUUUUCCGUGGUAUUGUCACAUCGGACAUAUCUUCUCGUACUGGAAAGUUACAAUGGGUGGAUAACUGGAUUAGUUUCAUGGAUACAAUGUUGCAGUUUAGUAUCUUGAGCAAGGAUCUGCGUGAGCUCUAUCUGCCUACACGUAUUGAAAAGGCGGUUAUCAACCCGGCUAAACAUUUGGAAAUUUUGUCUCAACUACCAGAAGAUGAUCUGAAAAAUGUUGGUAUACCUGUAUAUAUGUACAGCGACAUCAAUGUCAUCAAAAGUGGUGGUGUUGAGUUGAGAGGUUUGAAAGCUUCUUUAGCACAAAAGAGACCAAACGCACAAAAUCCCCCAACUUUGGAGCGCUACACAUUCGUACCAAAUACUAAUAACUCAGAGUUGCACGAGAACUCCGGAAAGGCUGGAUCUCACGCUCUUGCCGUUGCUGUACAAAUUGUAAUUGAAAAUGCUGAACGCUCGUUCAAAAUUAAAGGUGUGGAACUGGCUAGUGGACGUAACCCCGAUUCAUUGGUGGCUGGCAAGCUGGUUCAAUUGAUUGAGGGUGAACCUGCCGUUGCUGCUGACAUUUCCGUAGCUACAGCUAGCAAAGAUGAAGAAAGCAUCAAAACUGCUUUGAAUGAUUUUGGAGUGCGAGUUGUAUCGAAAAAUGUGACAAAGGAGCCGGUUGAGCAGAAUUGUCACUUCUUAUUUGGAAGUGAUGUACUUUCUCGCCCUGAUACAGCCGUCUUGGAAAAUAGUAUUGCCAGUAUCAAAGAAAACGGAUUUUUAAUUUUUGACGAAAGCGUCAGUUCGUACAACAAAGGUGGAGCCGCGUUAUUGUCCAAAUAUGGUUUUGCUGUUGUACAAAACUUGAACAAAGGUGAUUCUCGUACCCUUAUUGUGGCAAGACGCGCCGUAGAUUUGAAAAAGCGCAAGGCAGUAGUUAUUAACGUAACCGAGAAGAACUUUGACUGGUUAGAGGACUUAAAACUUGCGCUUUCAAAGGCCGCAGAAGAAGAAAAAUACAUUUACAUUGUUUGCCAAGGUGAAGAAGUGUUUGGUGCCGUUGGUUUAACCACAUGUGUUACAUACGAGAAUGGUGGCAAAUUUGUAAGAACCGUCUUCAUUCAGGAUGUUAAUGCUGAGAAGUUUUCGUUAAGCUCAAAGUUCUACACGGAGCAACUCGUGAAGGAUUUAACAUCGAAUGUACUUAAAAAUGGCAGCUGGGGAACAUUCCGUCACUUGAAAUUGGAGAAAGAACUUGCAACAUUGCAGGUGGAGCACGCUUAUGUCAACGCUUUGGUUAAAGGUGAUCUCGCGUCGUUGAAAUGGAUCGAAGCAUCGCCAUCCCAAAAUGUAAAGACCGAGGGAUUAGAGUUGUGCUCCGUUUACUAUGCACCCAUUAAUUUCCGUGACGUUAUGUUGUCUUCUGGUAAAUUAUCUGCUGAUGCUCUACCCGGUGAUUUGGCGCAACAAGAUUGUGUGCUUGGUCUUGAAUUUUCUGGACGUGAUUCAUCCGGUAAAAGAGUUAUGGCUAUGGUCCCUGCGAAAUCUUUGGCCACCACUUGUCUGGCUAGUAAGAACAUGAUGUGGGAAAUCCCUUCGAAUUGGACCAUGGAGGAGGCAUCCACAGUGCCUUGCGUUUAUUCUACAGUCUACUACGCAUUGGUUGUACGUGGAGAAAUGAAGAAGGGAGAAAAGAUAUUGAUCCAUGCUGGUUCUGGUGGUGUUGGCCAAGCAGCUAUUUCCGUCGCUCUUCAUUAUGGUCUGACUGUAUUUACUACUGUUGGUAGCCAAGAAAAGCGGCAAUUCUUAAAAGAACGAUUCCCAAAACUUCAAGAUAAAUACAUUGGAAAUUCACGUGACACUUCUUUCGAACAAUUGAUUAUGAGAGAAACUCAAGGCAAAGGUGUCGAUUUAGUGCUUAACUCACUUUCUGAAGAAAAACUGCAAGCAUCUGUUCGUUGUUUGGGUAUCAAUGGACGCUUCCUAGAAAUCGGAAAAUUCGAUUUGAGCAACAACAGCCCACUUGGAAUGUCUGUAUUCCUUAAAAACACAUCAUUCCACGGUAUUCUGUUGGACAGUGUUAUGGAGGGAGAAGAAGAAAUGCAAAAUCGUGUUGUCUCUCUAGUUGCUGAAGGCAUUAAAAACGGUGCAGUUCGUCCCUUACCGACAUCUGUAUUCAAUGAAUUCCAAGUUGAACAGGCAUUCCGUUUCAUGGCUUCCGGUAGACAUAUUGGUAAAGUAGUAAUAAAGGUUCGCGAUGAGGAACCUGGAAAGAAAACACUAAAGCCAACAUCAAGACUAGUAAACGCAAUACCACGCACAUAUAUGCAUCCAGAUAAGAGUUAUAUACUUGUAGGAGGUUUGGGAGGUUUCGGUUUGGAAUUAACUCAUUGGAUGGUAUUACGUGGAGCUAGAUACAUUGUGUUAACUUCAAGAUCAGGCAUAAAAACCGGUUACCAAACGCUUAUGGUACGAAGAUGGGAGGAGCGUGGCGUUAAAGUUGUUGUAGACACAAAUGACGUGACAACUUCUGAAGGAUGCAAGAAGUUAUUGCAAAAUGCAAAUAAACUGGCUUUGGUCGGAGGUAUAUUCAAUUUGGCUGCUGUAUUACGUGACGCUCUCAUUGAAGAUCAGACUGUUCAAGACUACCAGACAGUCUGCAAGCCAAAAGUGGAUGGAACCAAAUUCUUGGACUUGCACUCUCGUACUCUCUGCCCCGAAUUAGACUACUUUGUAUGUUUCUCCAGUGUUUCAUGCGGUCGCGGUAAUGUUGGUCAAUCCAAUUACGGUUUGGCCAAUUCUGCCAUGGAGCGCAUUUGUGAACAACGUCGUGCCAAUGGAUUGCCCGGUUUAGCUAUACAGUGGGGUGCAAUUGGUGAUACAGGUCUUGUAUUGGAGGGACUCGGUGAUAAUGACACCGUUAUUGGAGGAACAUUGCCACAGCGUAUGACUUCCUGCCUUCAAACAAUUGAUCUAUUCUUACAACAACCUCAUCCUGUUUUGGCAUCAAUGGUGGUAGCAGAAAAGCGAAGCAAUGAUUCAUCCGGUGGCGUUAGUUUAGUAGCAGCCAUAGCAAAUAUUUUAGGUCUGCGUGAUGUGAAGAACGUACAAGAUGCAGCUUCCCUUGCCGAUCUUGGUAUGGAUUCUCUAAUGAGUUCCGAAAUAAAGCAGACAUUAGAGCGUUGCUUUGAUAUAGUAAUGUCGCCACAAGAAAUUCGUGCGCUAACUUUCGGUCAAUUAAAGAAACUAGAUGGCGGUGCCACUGAACAGUCUUCUUCCGCGGAUAACGCAACGGAAACGCGUUCACCAACACCUAUCGGUGAUGGAACUCAGGUCGUCUUUGUGACUGAACUAAUGCCUUCUGAGACGAUUGUCCGCUUGGAAUCAGCUGUCCCUGCGGAUUCAAAGAAAACACCAAUCUUCUUUGUUUCGCCUAUUGAAGGUUUUGUGGAUGCACUGAAAGAAGUUGCAAAACGUCUAGAUUGCCCUGUCUAUGGACUGCAAUGCACAGCUGAUGCUGAUCUCGAGUCUAUUGAGGCUUUAGCGAAAUUCUACAUAAAACAUAUACGUAAAGUUCAACCCAAGGGUCCAUAUUCAAUUGCUGGCUACUCCUUUGGUGCAACUGUUGCAUUUGCUUUGGCUGUUGAGUUGGAGAAAAAUAAGGAAAAGGUCAAACUAGUUUUAUUGGAUGGUGCGCCCAAAUAUGUGAACUGGUACACAGAAAACUUCAAGAAGCGAUACAACGCAUCCGACGACGAGCAACAGAAUCAUGCAUUCGCACUGGCAUACUUUGGCAUGGUUGCAGCUAAAACUGACUAUAGUGUGGCAAAACUGCUGCUAGAAUUUCCAACGUUUGAGGGCAAAGUAGACAAAUGCGCGGAGAUAGUAGCUGCUGCUUUGGAAAAACCAGUUGAAUUGGUGAAAAAGGCUGCUGCAUCGUUCUAUUACAAAUUGGCGGCAUCUGAUAAAUAUUCUGUUACACAAAAACUGCAAUGUGACGUAACGUUGAUUAAGCCAACUGAGAAUUAUUCAAAAUUAGAAUUGGAUUAUGGCUUAAAUGAAGUAUGCAACGGUAAAGUUGAUAUUCUCAUCGUACAAGGUAACCAUCGUACGAUCUUAUUGGAUGAAGAGCCCCUACAAACCAUCGAAGCCUCACUGAAGAGUUUACUAAAUUAAAUUCAUAUAAGCAUAAAUUGAAAACUUUAGUCAACACACAUUCUGGAUGUUACUAUGUUUAUUCUAGAUGUUGUAUAAGUAAUGAAUGCACCAAAAUGUUAUCUUAGUACAGGAGCUUUCCAUUGCUUGUUAUUAGCAAUUUAAAUGUUUCGCAAAAUUAGUUACGCUUUAGUCUCGAAAGCGAUUGAUUUUUAAAUAGUAACAAAAGUCAUGGAAGGAUUACAAUUUGUAUAAUAUUAGUUUGAUAAUUUAUUUACUAGCAAGUUUUUACAUAACAUCGUUUCUGUACGAAUAUGUAAAAGCUUUAAUUGCAAUUAUACUUAGUUGCUUCUGGAUAAGCGCUUAAGAAUUGUUAAACUUCGCAGAGUACUUUGCAUUUUGUUAGACUCGAAUGAAAUAUCAUAGCAUAAUUAAUUUAUAUAUAUACAUACACAUGUGCAUAUAUGUAUGUAUGUAUGUGAAUCAAUCUUUUUUAUUUGCACUCAACAUGAUUCUAUAUUGUAAUAAGUUCUCUACAACAUUCCAUAAACUAACGCUCUUGCUGAUUUUCAUAUAAUAUAAUACAUGAUAAUAUAUAUUUUUUAAAAGUAAUAUAUAAAUAUAAUAUAUAUUUAUAAAUACUUACAUGCAUAUAAAUUUAAAGUCAACACAAACGUCCUAUCGCAACCAUACAUUUCUUUUGCAAUUAUCUUGGUUAUCAAGUUAAGCUUGGAACUCUUGAUUUCUUAGUUGCCUGGAAAGUAAAAAAAUUUGUAAACUAUUUGAACUCAGAAUUUAAUUUUGGGUUUGAAAUGCUCUCGUUAAAUAUACAAUUUUGUAUAUACAUACAUGCAAAACACAUCUCUGUACAUAUUAUAUAUAGUACAUAUAUAAUGUUAUGAUCUGUUUUGAAUUAAAAAUAUUUGAGUAUUUUGUAUUUCUUCAACAACCUCAAAUAGUAGGACUUUUUAUUUCUAUGUAUGUAGUUAUUCAUUAUUGCCUUUAUAUAUUUAAAUCUACUUUAUAUUAAACAUUUGCUACUUAAGUACAGAGAUACAAUAAUUAAUAAAACUGCAAUUCAAUGAAUUUA
This is a messenger RNA of Ceratitis capitata (Mediterranean fruit fly), 8721 nucleotides long. RefSeq names its product fatty acid synthase (gene FASN1). Bases 399 to 7652 code for a protein of 2417 amino acids. The record is from RefSeq and is a predicted model, not a curated record. The transcript is spliced from 6 exons. Gene Ontology annotation, molecular function: phosphopantetheine binding; oxidoreductase activity; 3-oxoacyl-[acyl-carrier-protein] synthase activity. Gene Ontology annotation, biological process: fatty acid biosynthetic process. Lineage: Eukaryota; Metazoa; Arthropoda; Insecta; Diptera; Tephritidae.